Molecule: messenger RNA, 345 nt
Organism: Cladophialophora immunda
Lineage: Eukaryota; Fungi; Ascomycota; Eurotiomycetes; Chaetothyriales; Herpotrichiellaceae
Exons: 1
Coding region: 1-345 (114 amino acids)
Source: RefSeq, a predicted model, not a curated record
AUGAUAUUGAUCGUGCGGGAACUACAAAAGGUGUGCGUGCCUACUAUCACGUCGGCCAUUGUCAGCCAAACACUUUCUAUGACUGUCAAGUCCAAGCUACACCUCGGACGUUUCCUGAAGCCAUCCACCCUACUCGUGAAACCAUUCCAGCUUCGAGCAGACGAAACCUCCGUCUGCGAAGUCAAGCAGCUACAGGAAACUUUUGGUAUUGCAGUGAAUGCCGUAACCUCAACAAUACAAAGCUGUCUUCAGGAAGAUGCACUAUUUGUGGACACCCGAAGUGUCAGUAUUGUUCUGAUGCUUAAUCGUGUCGCGGCCGACGGAGGGGCGAUGGCAAGGCUUUGA